This is a messenger RNA of Mercenaria mercenaria, 1604 nucleotides long. RefSeq names its product WSC domain-containing protein 1-like. The coding region runs from base 294 to 1403 and encodes 369 amino acids. The record is from RefSeq and is a predicted model, not a curated record. Gene Ontology annotation, molecular function: sulfotransferase activity. NCBI's taxonomy places the organism in Eukaryota, Metazoa, Mollusca, Bivalvia, Venerida, Veneridae. The transcript has 3 exons.
UUAAAUAUCUGUGAGAAAAGCAUUUCACAAUUGUUAAAAUUGAUUUAUCAAACCGAUAAAAACAUAAAACUGUAUCGGCCUAAACAUACUAAUAGAAAAUAAUACGUACUAAAAUGGAUUAAACUUUCGAUUGUAUAUGGUCAUCAAUACAGAGUAUUAUAUUGCUCUAAAGAAUUAAGAACUGAGAUGAUCUGAAAAAUAGUUUACAGUGCGCGGUUCUUCAUUUGUGUUUUAACACGGCUUGCGGUGGACUAAAAACUAUUCUAGUGUUCCAAAGAGAACUUAAUAGUGAAAUGUUUGCGAGAUUUAAAAACUUGUUCAUAGGAUGCUUUUCUUUAUUUUUGAUAUUUUGUGUUUUAAUAGGUUUACGCACAAAUACUUUCGGAAAUAGCAAGUUACAUUUUGGGCCAGCAGUAUGGUUUAGACCGAUUGUUUAUCCAAAUUUAGAAGAAACGCAACAACCUUCAAUGAAUUUAAGUAAAGCAGAAAAGGGUCCGAAUAUAAAAAUAGCGAAAGGACAGAAGCUGUUUGCAACGGGGAGUCAAAGAUUAAAUGAUACGAAACACAAAAUUGUUCAAGAUAUAAGAAAGAAAUACUAUCCGAAAGUGCAGGUCACGAAUGUUGUUGGCAGACUAGGUAAUGCCAGUUUGGACGGAUCUGUAAACUGUAGCAAGAAGAAAGUGAAGUUAUCUCAAACAGUGCUACCUAUAACUGGGCUGGUCAGUUUUCCAGGAUCUGGAAAUACGUGGACCCGGCACCUCAUACAACAGAUGACAGGGCUUGGAACAUCCAGUGUGUACUGUGACGGAGGAUUAAGAGCGCGGGGUUUCCCGUAUGAAUGUCACCGUGACAGGGCUAAGACUGUGGUGGUGAAGACGCAUGAAGGAAGACAUUUUAACCUCUUCAAAAAGAUAGUGCUGCUUGUGAGGAAUCCAUACGAUGCCCUAUUGUCGUAUGCAAACUUUGCAAAGGCUGGACACACAGGCCAUCCAUCAAAACAAGUCUUGAUUCAAGCCAGCACCAAAAUGUUCGAGCACUCUUUGAAAUGGUAUGUUAACCUGACCAGGAACACCAUAAGAAAGUUCAAAGGACCAGUGCAUGUUGUACAGUAUGAAAGACUUCAAAGUGACAUGGCACGUGAGCUGAGAAAGCUUGCCACAUUCUUUAAUCUAAGUGUCUCUGAUAAAGAUAUAGAUUGUACAGUUAAACUUCAGGAGGGUAAUUUUCAUCGUAAAACAAACGAAGCAAAACAUAUAGAACUUCUACAUACUGUUUACACGAAGGAAAAACUUUUACGCCUACAAGAGGCGGCACGGUAUUCAGAGAAACUUUUAAAAGAUGCAUAUAGUGUAGAUAUUGACUUAGGUGGUAAAACUGAAAAACUGCUUUUCCAGACGUCCUAAAGCAUUAUGUAAGAGAGUGGUUUAUAUUGGAUAUCAAACAAGGUUGUGUGAUAUGGAAACUCAGUGCCAUUAAAAUCGUUAUUUUCACCAUGGAGGUAACGUGCUUGCACAUUCAAAUGUAUUUAAAGGUAAAGUGGACUUGCUGCACAUUAAAAUACUUACUUUCACCAUGGAUGUUACAUGUUUUCACAUAUAAUUUUA